GGCUGGUCGUAUAGGUCCGAUGCGUCACGUUUAUUUGGGCCUUCUGCACCCACUGGCAGGGAAGCGCCCGAUUUUUUCUCUCCCUGCCUUAAAACGUCCUGUAUAUAUUUAUUCCAAGCGUGGAUCUUCGGGAAAACAAGGUAUGCAUUUGGAGACAAUUCUUUGUAGUUUACUGGAGAAAAUUUCAGAUGACCCCCUGGAUUGGUAUUUAACAUAAGAUUUCACCUUGUCGAACACUCAUACCAUGAGCAAGCUUACCCAACAAUCUUGAACCUCUCCACAAGACUAUUUUAGUAUCAUUUGUUACCUUUGUGAACUGACUAUCACUAUCACUUGUUGAAACAUUUUUGUGCAAUCAGGUCCCAAAGUGCUGAUCCCUGAAAGCUGAAUUCAUACAUGUACAGUGGAAGAAUGACAGAAGCAUGGCAACAGCAACAUGCAGUGGCCCCUCCUCCCGUUGGGCACCCCCUUCUACAAGGGGCAGAGAAUGCUUUGGGCAGUGCUGCAUAUGGUAUUGUCCUACAGGCAGACCCUGCUUUACAGCAGUCUCAGCAUGGCCAACAUGCACAGCAGCACCCGCUGCCAGCUCAGCAGCCUCAGCUGCAGGUGGGAAGUGAAGGUGGCCACAAAUGUGGUGCGUGUGGCCAUGAUAUUUCACACUUGGCCAAUCCCCAUGAGCACCAGUGCAUGGUUAACCAGGACCGUUCGUUCCAGUGCACUCAGUGCAUGAAGAUCUUCAGCCAAGCAACGGAUCUUCUAGAGCAUCAGUGUGUUCAGGUUGAGCAGAAGCCGUUUGUGUGUGGUGUGUGCAAAAUGGGAUUCUCCCUUCUCACGUCUUUGGCACAACAUCAUAAUGAGCACACCAAUGGAAACAAUCCAAUGAAGUGCUCUAUUUGUGAAAAAACGUACCGCCCAGACUCCUCCUCUUCUAACCCUCAGCAACCCUCUACUGCUGAGACAUCCAGUGAUGGGGCAGCCAUGGGUUCCUCUUCCACUACAGCUUUCCAGGACUCCGACCGUCCAUAUAAGUGCUCGGUGUGCAAUAAGGCAUUCCGCCACCUUUCUGAACUCUCACGUCAUGAAAGAGUGCACACGGGCGAGAAACCCUACAAGUGCGACACUUGUGAGAAGACCUUUAGUCAAGCUUCUCAUCUGGCGCACCACCAGCGCACUCACAGUGCAGAUCGCCCGUAUAAAUGUGCCGUUUGCGAGAAGACCUUCAAGCACAGGCAGCACCUGGUACGGCACAUGUACGCUCACUCUGGCGAGCACCUUUUCAAGUGCAACCUGUGCGAGCUUCAUUUCAAGGAGUCGUCCGAACUGCUGCACCACCAGUGCCAGCCAGCUGGAGAGCGUCCCUUCCGCUGCGCAGCAUGCGGGAAAAGCUUCAAACGGCCCUCGGACCUGAGGCAGCAUGAGCGCACCCACUCCGAAGAGCGGCCUUUCCAGUGUGAGGAGUGUCAGAUGAGCUUCAAACAGCAGUAUGCGCUUGUUCGCCACCGCCGUACGCACAAAAACCCAGCAGAUCGCCCUUUCAAGUGCAAUCAGUGUGACAAAGGUUUCCUGCAGCCUUCCCACCUGCUGUACCACCAGCAUGUCCACGGUAUCGAGAGUCUGUUCAAAUGUGCCGCUUGCCAAAAGGGCUUCAGACAAUCCGGGGAGCUUCUAAGGCACAAGUGUACAGAAUCCAACUCUGGAUCGAACGCUGUGGAGAAGCCGUACAAGUGCGACGUGUGUGGGAAGGGCUACAAAAAGUCGUCAACGUUACAGAGGCACCAGAACUCCCAUUGCACCGAAAAGCCGCUGAAGUGCUCGCUCUGUGGCCGCCGCUUCCAGUCCUCGUCUGAUUUUGUGCAGCACCGAUGCGACCCUGCUCGGGAGAAGCCGAUGAAAUGCGCAGACUGCGAGAGGCGCUUUAACUCUAGUGCAUUUUGA
This is a messenger RNA of Sinocyclocheilus anshuiensis, 1935 nucleotides long. RefSeq names its product zinc finger protein 319a (gene znf319a). The record is from RefSeq and is a predicted model, not a curated record. The transcript has 2 exons. The coding region runs from base 397 to 1935 and encodes 512 amino acids. Gene Ontology annotation, biological process: regulation of transcription by RNA polymerase II. Gene Ontology annotation, cellular component: nucleus. Gene Ontology annotation, molecular function: DNA-binding transcription factor activity, RNA polymerase II-specific; RNA polymerase II transcription regulatory region sequence-specific DNA binding. NCBI's taxonomy places the organism in Eukaryota, Metazoa, Chordata, Actinopteri, Cypriniformes, Cyprinidae.